AUGCUCUGUUGGGAGAAUGAGGUGGGAUCGGAGCUGUACCAGCUGAUGAUCGUCGACCUGUUCUUCAUGUUCGUCUUCGAGCUGGGACUCGAGUUCGCCAGAAAAGUGGCACACGAGCACGGUCUCUGGGUGGAGGAGCCGCACUUUGACAUCCCACGGAACACCAUGUUCCUGAUCUACAGUCAGACACUGGUGUGGACGGGCGCCUACUUCAGUCCGCUGCUGUCGCUCGUGGGAUCCGCCAAACUCGCCAUCAUGUUCUACGUUCGAAAGUGGUCCAUGUUCCGUCACUGCACGCCCCAGUCGCGCUCCGUGAGGGCCUCCCAGACACAGACCCUGUUCAGAAUGGUGGCCUUCAUCGUGUGCUUUCUGGCCGCCUGCUUCACCGGCUACAUCGUCACCAAUGUGCGUCCGUCGGCUACCUGCGGUCCGUUCCAGCAGAAAUCACUGCCCUCCGUAGUCGUCAACGAUACUUUCACAAGAUGGAAGGACGAGGGUCACACGGCGCCCUACACCAUGGCUAUGUACUCUAGCCGACCGGGCGUGGUGGCUGUGUGGCUGCUCAUUCAGGUAAAUCGGAUAUUUACGAUGGAACUGUUGUGGCUACUACUGCGCUCUCUGGCGCUGGCCGUCAGGAGAUGA
This is a messenger RNA of Amphibalanus amphitrite, 642 nucleotides long. Its product is annotated as transmembrane channel-like protein 6. The record is from RefSeq and is a predicted model, not a curated record. The coding region runs from base 1 to 642 and encodes 213 amino acids. The transcript has 8 exons. NCBI's taxonomy places the organism in Eukaryota, Metazoa, Arthropoda, Thecostraca, Balanomorpha, Balanidae. Gene Ontology annotation, cellular component: plasma membrane. Gene Ontology annotation, molecular function: mechanosensitive monoatomic ion channel activity.